GCGCGCCGCCUGCGCAAUACACUAUGCGCGCUCUUGCGCGACACCCAAAACUUCCGCCGCGUGCGACUGUUGUCACUUUGACUUUUGAGUAGUCGACUUUUUUUUGCUCAUGAGAACUGUUUCGGUCGGCGCAGCAGAGACUCGUGUCAUUGGAAUGAGAUCAGCAUUGGCAAGAUUUGUCGGCUGCACUUUACUUUUUAAACGGUAAAGAUAGCAAUGGAGAAUAGUGGAGUUUACAUUUAGUGUGAUUUUUUUUUAAUUAGAAUGAGAGGGACAUCUCGCUAAAUCAAGAUUUUGAAAUAGAAAACUCAUAGGUCCACUCGUAUACGUAGUGACAUUCGGGUGAAAAAUGAAGAAGAGUUCAGUGCGAAUCGAUGUCCCAGUGGUGCUGGACGAUUAAGUGGUCUCGAGAUAGAGAGUGGCUGGUGGGGGGUGAGAAGGAACUUCUCUAUUUUUUCGCUGCGGAUAACCGUUGGCAAAAGAAGUGGUGAAGCAUCUCUGGAACAGGAAAGAACUGACAACACGAGAUCGUAGUGGUGGUGGCGGUGGUGGUGGUUGCUAUCGCCAGAAUUUACGGCCAAGUUGCGUUCUGUGGACAAGAAAACAGGAAAGCAUUGGGUAUAGGCAAUAACUUUCAAUGUUGUCGCCGGCUCAGCUCGCGUACAAGUAUCGACGUCGAUCACACAGUCGGGGCUCUGCAUCACCGAUGAAGGACGAAGAUGAAAAUGCGAAUUCUUUGAUUUAAUGCUAUUGCAGCCAACGCUGCUGCUGUGAUCUCGAUCUCGAUGAACUCUACAAUUCCACAAACCUGGGAGUGGGGUUAGAGGAGUACAAGGGCGCGCCACGCGUUCACCAAACUUUUCCAGGGCAACCAUGUGGUUUUUGAUCUAUAGCUGUCUCGUUCUAUUCUCAGCAACGUAUUCGCAAACAGAUUUAUUCAUAUCAACUCAAGCAUCGCUGUCUACGUUGACGACCGCAACUGUUACCGCAACCAAGACGACAAUGGCGGCGACGACAGUGUCAAAGAUUGCAACGACGUCGAAGCGGUCGGGAGCUACGGAUUCUCCGAUGCUCAACUAUAUAUUUGAUUCACAUAGCCACAACAAGCAUCAACACUAUCAUGACCACCGCUGGGGUCCGCACUUUGAGGGUAAAAGCACCAACGUCACGGCACAGGCUGGAGCCAAUGUCACGCUCGACUGUCGGAUAUCUCUCUUACAAGACAAGACCGUGUCUUGGGUGCGGAGACAAGACAACGGCGAGACGAUGAGCUUGUUGACGGUAGGACAACAAACCUACACUGGCGACUCAAGGUAUACAGUAGAAUUUCAGUAUCCGGACAACUGGCGCCUGCAAAUCAAGAACGUCAAUAGCACCGACGAGGGACAGUACGAGUGCCAGAUUAGUACCCAUCCGCCCAAAUUCAUUCAUGUUAAUCUUCAUAUUAAUGCACCCUCUGUACGAAUAAUAGACACCAUGGGGGAGCCAUUGAGGGACAAGUACUACGAGGCCGACAGUACCAUCGAGCUCUUGUGCGUCGUACGUCACAUAGCCAUGCAAAUGCAGUACAGCGUGGUGCAGUGGCUUCAUGAUAACCGUACGCUGAAUUAUGACACCACCAGAGGAGGAAUUAGCGUGAAAACGACUUUGAUGGAGGAGGGAGCGAAUUCAACGCUAAGUAUAGCCAGGGUUGGACCAGGAGACAGUGGCAAUUAUACGUGCGCUCUAACGACGAUGCCUGAUCAACCAGCUACUGUUCACGUGCAUGUUUUAAAUGGAGAAAGCCUAGCCGAGCUGCAUCACGGGCGAGCGAGUCACCCGCGGCUGUCGCUAAGCGGCAACGCUCCGAUGCUAGUGCUGUUGCUGUUCCUGGGUCUGGUGUGGCUUGUGCCGAGAUGAAGAAGCGCACAAAGCUCGUUCGCUGACAUUUGCCACCUCCUGGCCACGCGUGUGUGUCAAAGGAGGUGCCAGAGGGUACAGUAAAAAGGGUUUGGAUCGCACGAAGAUGGUAAUUGAAUUGGAUGCUUUGGCUGUGGCAGAUGCAACGUUUCGCCGUUUUACUUCAAAGAUAACAGACAUGCAUAGACAGAGAAAACUUUUUCUGUGAGUUUAUUAUAUUUCAUAGUCGAUUUGGAUAAUUGGACACUAGAGAUGGAGAGACAACAAAGCUGAGAUCAACUUAUGAAAACUUGACAUUUUUCGAGAGCUAAUAGUUUUAUUCGUAUUUUUUAGUGCCUUUCGACAUAAAAUUGCUUUAAUAUGUAACACGGAGUAUCGUAAAUUUGUAUAUAAAGUUAAAUUUUUUUAUAGAUGUUUCGAUAUACUAUAUUAUAUGUAUGAUUUUUUUUUUAAAGAUUGUUAUGGUUUGACGUUAUAGUUCCCGAUCCAAAUCAGUUUUACAUAGAUGAAGGGAAAAUCAUUCCAAUAGGAUGUGUAUAUACUCAGUCAUCCCGGUUAAUUAUUAGAAAGUUGAAACAUUGUAAAUGACGAAUGUCAUUAGUGCUCUAAAUAUAUAUAAUCGUGCGCCCGAAAAGAAACAGAAAACAAAUAACAAUAUAUACCUAUACACGUUAUCAAAGAAAGAUAAAGCAAAUUAAAAUGUACAGCAGCAGCAAACCGCCAAAUCAACUAGUUUAUCGCUUCUUUUGUUCUCCCAUUUCACAGUUCUAUCAUUGAUCCUUUAAACUGAAAAAUAGAAUACUUCAAAGCAUUCCGCUACGUUGUAUGACAAAACAAUAACACAAUAUCGAAUUUUUGUUUGUAAAUUAGAGUUUAGUUUGAGAUUGGUGUAAUUUAUUGAAUUACAAAUAAAUAUAUAAUAGCUUUCUUUAAGCUAAUUUCUGAACUAUUAUUUUAAUUGAUAAGUUUAAUUUAUAAUUUUAAUUUUAAUUGAUACUAUUAUUUUAAUUAUUACAAUUGAUAAGUUGAAAGCUCAGUAUAACGAAAAGAUAUGUCUCUUGAAUACAUGAAUCUAUCGAGGUAAAGUACAAAGGACUGCAGUAAACUGAGAUAUUUGUGAUAAAAGUUCCAUCGUAAUUCAUUGUCGAAGUCUCUCGUAGAGAGAGCACACUGUGUUUAUAAAUCACUGGGUAAAGUCCCAAUAUUGACAGGGAUCUACUUCUCUCCCUUUAUCAGAGGAAAAAGAUAGACGGAGGUGCGUAAGGGCCGCGACACAAAAAUCAAUUUGUCUUCUCUUCGUGAGAGCAGCGAUGCGCGCAACACGAGGGCUCUACUUCUCGAUUAUUCACGUCUAUCUCAGUGCGGUCACGAAGCUCUCGAGAAUAAAAGAGAAGCGCUUAAUGGAAUCUUUCUUGGAUGAAAGCUUAGAUUACUAGACACGAACAAUCAUCUGAUUACUACCACGAAAUUAAAAUGUUCCGAGAAGAAACAUCUUUCUGUUCUGAAAGAUCGCUUGAAAAGAACACUUAAUUAAAUCAUCGUUGAAAAGAAAAACAGGAUAAAGAGAAGUCAAACUUAAACACAAAAAUUUGAAAAGUUUUUACAAAUGAAUCAUUAAGAUGUAUCACUAAUUUAUACUUACUAUAUGUGAUAUAAUAAUGCAAACUUGUCAUAAACCUAUACGACGGUAUGCACGACGUUACUUCAAUAUCUUUUUUUAAACUUUUUGUUAUGUGAAAAAUUUAAUCAACGCUUAUUCUUUCAAUAGAGUAAACUAUACGAGCAACCAUAAACUUGAAAAAAAUUGCUGCCAAGCUAUUAACCAAGCAAGCUUUAUUGAGUAUAACAAUAAAAAGUGUAAUGACAAAAUAAGGAAGUACAUAAAGGUUCAAAAGAAAAUAUAUCAAUUAUUAGUGUAAAAAGUGUAAAUACUACAAAUAAUACGUUUAUAUGAAAUAUAAAAAUACGUUUUUAAGAAAAUAUAAAUAUGUUUAAAAAAUGAAAAAAGUUUAGCUUAGUUUUUUUCCAAUAAUCGUCAAAGUUCAUUAGAUAUAAGAAACACGAAGGUCUCCAUAGGUAGUUUUCCAAAUGCGAUUUUUUGAAUCCAAGUAAUACCCAUUUUUUCUCAAGAAUCUUCGGACUCUUUUAUGAACAAAAGGGACCAGCAGUUAUCGCACACUGAUAAUACAAAAAUUAAUAUUUCGGCUUAUCAAGUAAUUAUGGUCGCCUCAAUGUUCAUUGCCAUUUCUAUUAUAUAAUUAUAUUUUUUCAUUUUCAACUAUAGAUUGCUGGUUAAUUUUUCAACGAACAAUGGGUUUAUAAUAUUUAAAAUAUUUUUAAAGUAUGAUCUAAUCGCCAAUUUGUAUUAUGAAUUUAUUGUAAAAGAUUGUAACAAUGUUAAUUUAAUUAUAACGUUUAGAAUUGCAAAAUAUUUACAUUUGUUCAUGAAUUCCAUUUUUAAUGUUACAAAACGAACUAUUUCAACAAGUCAUAAAUAUAAUUACUAGGAAAUGUAUUUUAAGACUCAACACUGAAUAAACAGGAUUUCAAUUAUUUUAAUAUUCACAAAGUCCUGAAAUAUCGAUUUCAUAUUAGACUUUAAGCAAUUUACUAUAAAAAUAUAUACGAAUAAAAUAUAUUUAGCAUUUAGAAAUAUCCCGAAUAAAAAUGCAACGUAAUAAUACAUUAAAUUUCAUGUACUACGUCCCUGCGUGUUCAUAAUUGUCGAAGAUAUUCAUUUAAUUGAUGUGAAUGAUUAAGAUUGAUUAUGUACGAUGUUUGUGUGAUAAUGGAUGAAUACGUAAAUAAAGUCGUCUUGCGAUAGAAAAAAAUUGAAAAUACGGCUUAGCUAUAGAUAAGCGUUAACUUAAUAUUUAAAGGAUAAAAAAGUCCGAAUACUGUAAUUUUUUGCAUUUUCCGUUGAAAGAAGUAAAAUUUUUAAAUGAUAAUAAUAUUACCGUCAAAUAUCGAAUUAACAGAUAUUUUGGCUCUUUAUCAGCUCGUUUAUGCUUAUAACAAGCAUUACUGUUAAGCAUUAUUUGAAA
This is a messenger RNA of Phymastichus coffea, 4943 nucleotides long. RefSeq names its product obscurin-like. NCBI's taxonomy places the organism in Eukaryota, Metazoa, Arthropoda, Insecta, Hymenoptera, Eulophidae. The transcript is spliced from 9 exons. Gene Ontology annotation, cellular component: neuron projection membrane. The record is from RefSeq and is a predicted model, not a curated record. Gene Ontology annotation, biological process: synapse organization. The coding region runs from base 874 to 1899 and encodes 341 amino acids.